Gossypium arboreum is the source of this 324-nucleotide messenger RNA. RefSeq lists its product as uncharacterized. Lineage: Eukaryota; Viridiplantae; Streptophyta; Magnoliopsida; Malvales; Malvaceae. The transcript has a single exon. The coding region runs from base 1 to 324 and encodes 107 amino acids. The record is from RefSeq and is a predicted model, not a curated record.
AUGGUUGAGGGAACUCCUGUGGGAACUCAUGUUCUCAAGAUGAUAGACUAUAUUGAAAGCCUUGAAAAACUAGGAUUCCCUCUUUGUGUGGAGUUGGCAACUGAUGUCAUCCUACAAUCAUUGUUGGAUAGUUUUAGCCAAAUUUUCCUUAAUUUCAACAUGAAUGAGAUUAAUAAGACUUUGCCACAGCUACUUAACAUGUUACAAAAUGCCGAAAGUAACAUGAAAAAGGUUAGGCCUAAGCCCAUUCUAAUGGUCCGCAUGGACAAGGGAAAAGGAAAGGCAAAGCCUAAGGACAAUGCCAAGUCCAAGCCCAACAAAUGA